Molecule: messenger RNA, 917 nt
Organism: Triticum urartu
Lineage: Eukaryota; Viridiplantae; Streptophyta; Magnoliopsida; Poales; Poaceae
Source: RefSeq, a predicted model, not a curated record
CCAAGGGCCGGGUAGCUGGACCUCACACCACAACCAUUGUCUCUCUUCACUAGAGGUAGUAGUAGUAGAGCCGUAGCUGCUGGUGCAGAGCAGGCGUUAGAAAUCUUGCUGCUGUGUCUAGAGAAUCAGGAGAAGGGAUGGAUGAGCCAGUCAUCUUCCAUCUCAACUUUGUCAAAAUCCUUGAGGUUGUAACUGAGCACUUCGAGUUAGACCCACCGGUGAUCUCUGCGGUUGAUCGUACUGACGGUGUAGGGUACCAAGGCGCGGUGCAUGUGCAGCUCAAUCAAGAUGAUGAGAACUCUUACAAAGUAAUUUAUGGGUAUGGUGAAGAUGCUGCAGAUGCAAGCAAUAUUGCGGCACGUGAGGCGCUGAAGUUUCUUCAUCAUUUUCUGAACUUUUCCUUGGUGGAUCUGCACAUGUAUGAGUACUGGGAGGUGGUACUAUCACUGGUACAGAGGGAGCAGCAGCAUCGCAUGGAGAUGGCGCAACUCCAUCGGUACCAUGAAGCUUGCAGGCGGGAGGAAUUGGAAAGGCUGGAGCAGGAGCAUAAUGAUUGUGUUUAUGAAAUCAAGCAUGAUUUUAAACUGGAGAUAGAAGACAGGGAUCGUUGGCUCAAGCUGGGGGAGCACAAGAACAAGAAAUUGAAGCAAGAGCGUGAUAUGCUGGAGGAGAUGACAAACAAGCAAGAGAGUCAGCUUAUGGAGCUAAGGGCGGAGAACAGGAGCCUGCGUGACAAGCUUCUGGCGCAGGAGAGUGAGGCAAACAGUGGUGCUUAGAUAUAGGACAGGAGUACUAGUUGCUAGCCUUAAAUAAAAUAAUGGUAUGGAUAGUAGUACCGAUGGUGAUGGGUGUAACCAGUGGAUGGUAGUAGACUUUUGUGUAGGUAUAUGACUAGCUAGAACUAGCCUUUGUGACAA